GCGGGUCCGGCUGGCGGCGGGUCCGGCUGGCGGCGGCGGCGGGCGGGAGCUGAGUGCCCUGAGUGCACGUGUGAAGAAGCCGCGGCACCAGCGCGGCUGCUGGAGACACCCCCGCCCCCUUCGGAGACUCAGGGCCGCCCUCGACUUUCGCGGCCUCCGUCACCCCUUCAGCUCUGUGCCCUAGGCGAGGAGGCCGGCUUGUGGGGUUGAGGGCGCCGAGAGCUCGGGGCGGCGAGGACGACGGCGUUGAUAGCGGUGGUAACGACGGCCUCAGCAGGCGGGGAAGAUGAAAGGUAGCCGGAUCGAGUUGGGAGAUGUAACACCACACAAUAUUAAACAGUUGAAGAGAUUGAACCAGGUCAUUUUUCCAGUCAGCUACAAUGACAAGUUCUACAAGGAUGUGCUGGAGGUUGGCGAGCUAGCAAAACUUGCCUAUUUCAAUGAUAUUGCUGUAGGUGCAGUAUGCUGCAGGGUGGAUCAUUCACAGAAUCAGAAGAGACUUUACAUCAUGACACUAGGAUGUCUUGCACCUUACAGAAGGCUAGGAAUAGGAACUAAAAUGCUAAAUCACGUCCUAAACAUCUGUGAAAAAGAUGGCACUUUUGACAACAUCUAUCUGCACGUUCAGAUCAGCAAUGAGUCAGCAAUUGACUUCUACAGGAAGUUUGGCUUUGAGAUUAUUGAGACAAAGAAGAACUACUAUAAGAGGAUAGAGCCUGCAGAUGCUCAUGUGCUUCAGAAAAACCUCAAAGUCCCUUCUGGUCAGAAUGCAGAUGCGCAGAAAACAGACAACUGAACAAAUUACAAAUGAACUUUCUUGCACUUGCUUGUCGCCAAAUAAAAGAGAGGCCCAUUGAUUCCCUGCCCCUGUCCCCCGCCUUUCCUAAGUUUUCCUCCCUACUUGUUCCUUUUUUUCCUCAUUUCUUUUCUUCCUCUAGAAGUUUUAAUACUUUCAAGGACUUUUAAAAAUAAUCAUGUUUGGAUUGUUUUAGUUUUUCUUUUUCUCUCUCUCUCUUUUUUUUUUUUUUUUUGGUGUGUGUGUGUACGGUGGUUGUCUUGAAAGAAGGAGAAGGUAGAUCUGUUUAGUUUCACAGUUAAAAUGUAUGGUCCCAAAAUUUGGGUGUCAGAUGAUUUCAAUUUUAUUUUUUUCCUUAUUUCCUGCUUUCACAUUGAAGGGCAGAGCCUACAGAUAUUGUUUAUUUCUAAAGAUAAAAAGAAGCAGCAGCAAUAUCUUGUUCUGUAAUUCAUAGACAAGUUUAGUGUGUUUGUGGUACUCUAGGUUCUUAAAAACUAUUUGUGGGAUGUUAAUCCCUAGACAUUGCCUUCACUCCACCUUUAGUCCUUCUGAGCACUUUCUCAGAAGUUGGACCAUUUUUAUCUUCGUAAGAAAUAUCAAGUUUAUUUAGGUUUUUAAAGCAAUUUUUUCCCCGACUGAUGGAUGAGGCAGUUUGGGUAGGUUGUGUUAUAUUUUGGUCUGAAAGCAUUUGAGUUAAACUGCUUUUUUGCUAAUGAGUGAGCUGGUUAUUAGAAGAUUUGUUUUUCUUUGCUAUUGAUAUUAGAGUCAUUAAUUUUUAGAGUAUGAGCUGGUGAAAAAAACUUUUUUUAUUCUCCCAGCUAGAGAUAUGGCCUUUAACUGACCUAAAGAGCUUUGUUGUGAUCUUUUUUUUUCCCCCAACCUUUUUCCUUCAGCAAACCCAAUAAUAGUCUAACCUUAAAAGUGGAGUUGAUGUCCUUAUAGGUCAGUAUCCCUAAGUCAACCUAAAGCAGGUAUUUUCUCGUAAACAUAUUAAAAAAAAAUACCUAAAAGGAAGCCUAGAUGGACUGUGGCACAAUAAAUGCAUUUAAUGUCAACUAAUGCAGGUUGUUAAUUGAAAGUGUGGCCACUGAACAUUUGAUUGUAUAGGAAAAAAUAUCUAAACAGUAUUUUUGAGAAUAACAUAGCUACGUUAUUGCUUAUCUGUUGGAGAACAUCCCAGAUUUGCUUAUACUCUGUGCCUACAAUAUUGAGUUUAAGGAUUUGGGAUAAGGGGAAUUGUUAAACAAAUUGCUUCUAAGAAAGAUAGAAGCAUAAAGUGUUAAUAAUGCAGAUAUCACUGUGACCUCCUCUACUGACAGACUGGUUUUUGUCAGAACAUUUUCUGACACGUAGAGAGUGGCUUUAACAGGUUGAUAACUUUAUGAGAGACAUCUGGAAUACUUGUGUUUUACUCCCAUUGCCCCAUCUUCAACAUUUAGAAUUUUUUGGUUUGUCAGUAGUGAUGGUUCAAGAAAUGCUCUCAUUAGACUUUACAAACAAUGCACAGGGCUUGAGUUUUCUGUCAUUUGACUUUAAGGAAGUUUGAUUCGUAAUAUUGAUCCUCAUGUAAAAUUCUGGUAUAAAAGUCUCAUCUCCAAAUAGAUUAAAUGACAAUAUUAUUUUAUAGAAUGUACACACUUUAUAUCCUUAAGUUUUUAUUUGUAAGUGUGAGAGUACAAAGUAAAAUAGACUUCCAUAGUCUUGAGUGCCAAGAAAAAUAUAAGAAAGGAAGAUGGCUGGUGAAUGAAUUUUUAGUGUUCUAAUCUUAAAUUAGUAAAAAUGUAGAAAGACCACACUGUUUUCUUCAUUAUCAAUUCCUUAAACAAUCCAAAUGUAGGCUUAGAAGAAAAGUUUAGCAUUAAGCACCUUUACCUUUGUGGAUAAGAUUCAGCUUGCUCUUGACAAGAAAAGAGUGCUUGAGUUACAGGAAGUGUAAUUAGUGUGAAGAAUUCAGCCUUUUUGUAAACUUCCAGAUAUCAAAAUAGAUUUUGAUAUAUAACUGAGUUUUCUGAGAUGACACUGCCUCUAUUUCUAUAUCCAUUUCACCUGGACUUUCUAAGCAGUCCUAUGAAUGUAUCCCUAUAUGUGGUUAUCAAAAACCGAAUAGCUGCCUCACGACAAUUAAGUACUUGUUAUUUAAAGAGGGAAAAAUAUUAAAGUUUGAAUUGAGUUUGUAGGCUUUCUGUCAUUUAGUUUCUUUUUCCACACUAGUUAAAAGAUUUAACCUAAAUUCUGAGUGUUUGUAAAGGGUUAACUAUCCUACAUCAAACUUGUGUUAAAUAAUUCCAUCCACUUAUACAAGAAGAAGAUUUGGAAGAAGUAGAAGUUGGGCACUAGUUUGUAUGCCUAUGAGUCAGUAAUACCCCAUAUUGAGUUGAUUAUUUUGAUAUAUGAUAAAAAAUAAUCUUUGAGGUAAAACAGUAAUUCUGUUAACUGGAAGAUCACAGGAUAUAUCCAUCAUAUUUUUCAGGACAGAUAGUUUUUACAGUGGGGCAAGUAGGUUAAAUUUAUACUGUAUGGAAUUUGCAUUUAGGUUCUAAAGAAAAGAAUCUGUAGAGAAAUCUAUGCAAUGUAUAAUUUGUCCAGAUUAGUGUUCAUUUGAGGAAAGGAGUUCUGAAAUAUCUUCAAAGUUUACUCAUCAAUUGAAAAUCUUUCAAAAAGAGAUUAUUAGGAAACUGGUGUGUGGUGGUGGAAAAGAAAAGCUCCCUCAGUUUUUGGAGGGAAAACUUUAAAAUUACUUUAAUGGCUAAGUUUACUUGGUGCAGUUAAGAAUUAAACUUGUCAAUUUUAACAUUGCUGUUACAUCUGAAAUAAACUUAUGUGAUGUUCUGGUAGUGA
This is a messenger RNA of Marmota monax (woodchuck), 3634 nucleotides long. RefSeq names its product N-alpha-acetyltransferase 50, NatE catalytic subunit (gene Naa50). Lineage: Eukaryota; Metazoa; Chordata; Mammalia; Rodentia; Sciuridae. The transcript has 5 exons. The coding region runs from base 287 to 796 and encodes 169 amino acids. Gene Ontology annotation, biological process: mitotic sister chromatid cohesion. Gene Ontology annotation, molecular function: acyltransferase activity, transferring groups other than amino-acyl groups. Gene Ontology annotation, cellular component: NatA complex. The record is from RefSeq and is a predicted model, not a curated record.